Molecule: messenger RNA, 1345 nt
Organism: Salmo salar (Atlantic salmon)
Lineage: Eukaryota; Metazoa; Chordata; Actinopteri; Salmoniformes; Salmonidae
Product: JTB protein
Biological process (GO): mitotic cytokinesis
Cellular component (GO): centrosome; cytoplasm; midbody
Source: RefSeq, marked provisional
GGGGAGGAACUUCGCGCAUUCAAGAUGGCUGCAAUUCUGCCAGAACAAAACAUUUUAUAAUGGAAUAACUUUAACAUUUAAAGAUGCUUACAGUGACACUUGAGUAUUCCGUAGUGGGUUAGCUGCUGUAAAUGUACUUCUGGAACUCAACCGAUAACUAACCUUAGCUAAUAUGUAGCUAGAUAGAAGCUACGUUAUUUUUCUAUUACCAGCACAAUGAGCGAUUCCCGACUGUUCUCGAUCUUAACACUGCUCCUGGUAGUACCAGCGUCACUUAGUGUCCAUGGUGCUAAUUCAGGAAAGGAAUACCCUACUACAGAGAUAAGCACACCAUCCCUUCAUUGCUGGCAAGAGGAGGAGUUUUCGAUUUUGACAGAGUGUGCAAGGUGCAACCCCUUUCAGAUGAAAUCAUGGGCGCCGUGCGCCCGAACUGGAUUCAUAGAAAAUAUCAACUGUGCAAAGUCCAACAAAGUUGAAUACAAGAGCUGCCGUUCCUCUCGGAUGGACGAGAGCCUAUUCUGGAGGUUUGAGGGGAUCAUGAUGUGCCUAACUGUAGUCUUGGUCCUGGUGGUUAUAGCUCGUCAGAGAACCCUGGACCACCUGGCUUCUGAAAAGGUCAGCAGGCAGAUCCUGUCCAUAUAGAGACUGGGUGCUGUUGGCCGGCGCUUGACCACUCUCAAAUGUUUGAAGGACUUGAACGGCAGAACUUGCACAUUGGUAUCUCUUUUGGGAUCACUAUUUCCAUUUUGAUCCCAUGUUUUGUUGCGGCCUUAUUUGUGAAAUGUCUAUGUGUAAGUAUGACCCAUACACUGCACAAUAGUUAUUGGUUUGAACUAAUCUUACAAUAUGUUCCAAGUCAUUACUGCAGUAUGGUUAAUAAUAUUGCAGCACAGCAUGUCUUUAUGUUGUCAUAGUUGAUAUUGUUUCUGUGUGAUUAGAGUAUAGUCCUGCCUAACCAUUCCAUGUGUCAGUUUUGGGGAUUUGAACAUGUCAACUUGGUCUCACUUUCUGACAUUGUCUGCAUUGUCACCAUAAUAACUGAGUUGGUCCAACCAGAGACGAAUACUACAAAUAUCUAGGCCUAUGUGUUAUUUUUGAAGAUUUUCCUUUAAAGAUUGCUUUCUGAAAAAUGGGUAUUACCAGCUACAUUUAAUGCGCUACGUUAGAGAUGACAUUUUUUGAUCUGUGAUCAAUGUGCUUAUGGUGUAUUUACCAAUGAUUGGUCAAUCACGUUUGUGUGUGAAAUUCAGGUCUGUCUAAACUAUACAUAUCUAUUUAUUUAUGGUGUAGUUUGACAAGCAUUUCCUUUUGGUUACACACUAGCUUAAUAAAGAGCAGUGACACU